Messenger RNA from Maylandia zebra (zebra mbuna), 3061 nucleotides. RefSeq names its product tripartite motif-containing protein 16-like. NCBI's taxonomy places the organism in Eukaryota, Metazoa, Chordata, Actinopteri, Cichliformes, Cichlidae. Gene Ontology annotation, molecular function: protein binding; zinc ion binding. The record is from RefSeq and is a predicted model, not a curated record.
GCAGGACGCAUGAUUUCUGUGAAACUAUUUGGCAUUCACCUCAUCACACAGAAUGGCACAACAAGGAAGCAAGUCAGUAAAAUUCCACUGUUCAGUCUGUCGGGAUCUACUGAAGGAGCCGGUGACUAUUCCCUGUGGACACAACUACUGUAUGAGCUGCAUUAAAGGACAAUGGAAUAAUGAGGAUCCAAAAGGAGCCUACAGCUGUCCUCAGUGCACAAAGAGUUUCAUAUCGAGGCCUGAGCUGGAGAAAAACAGCAUGUUAGCAGAGUUAGUAGAGGACUUGAAGAUAUCUGGACACCAAGCUGCUUCAGCUGAUCUCUGCUAUGCUGGACCUGAAGAUGUUUCCUGUGAUGUCUGCACUGAAGAGAAGCUGAAAGCAGUGAAGUCCUGUCUGGUAUGUUUGGUUUCUUACUGUGAGCAACACCUCCAGCCUCACUAUGACUCCUCUGCCUUUGACAAACACAAGCUGGUCAAACCAUCGAACAGGCUGAAAGGGAACAUCUGUUCAACUCAUAAUGAGGUGAUGAAGAUGUUCUGCAUUACUGAUCAGCAGUGUAUCUGUUAUGUCUGCUGCCUGGACAAACAUAAACGCCAUGUAACAGUUCCAGUUGAAGUUGAAAGGGCAGACAAAGAGAAAGACCUUAAGAUGAAUCUGCAGGAAGUCCAGAAGAAAAUUCAGACCAGAAUGGAGGAAGGUGAAGUGCUUGAGAAAGAGAUGGAGGGGAUCAAACUGUCUGCUGAUAAAACAAUUGAAGACAGUGAUGCCAUCAUCGAUGAGCUGUUGAGUUACAUUAAAGAAAAAGGCUCAAAUCUAAAGCAGCAGAUCAAAUCCCAGCAGGAAACUGAAGAGAGUCGAGUCAUGGAGCUUCAGAAGAAGCUGGAGCAAGAGAUCACUGAGCUGAGGAGGAAAGAAGAGGAGCUGAAGCAGCUUUCAGGCACAGAGGACCACACCGAAUUUCUACUAAGUUACUCCAUGAUGUCAAAACUCAGUGAAUAUACAGAUUCACCAAGCUUUAAAAUGUGUCAAGUUAAGUACUUUGAGGAUCUGCAAACAGCAAUGUUAGAAGCCAGAGAAAAUCUCAAAGCAUUUCUAAGUGAGGAAUGGAGGAAGAUCACUCUGACAGUGAGAUCAGUGGAUGUUUUAUUGCCACAAAUUGAACCUAAGACCAGAGAUGAGUUUUUAAAAUAUUCAUGUCAACUGACGAUCGACCCAGAUACAGUCCACAAAAAUCUCUUCCUGUCUAAUCAGAACAGAACCGUAUCAGACAGUGCUCCAAAUCCAAAUAUCUAUCCUGGAUAUAAAAAAAGGGACAGGUUUUCCAACUACCAGCAGGUCCUGAGUAAGGAGAGUCUGAUUGGACCUUGUUACUGGGAAGUGGAGAUGAAAGGGAAAGGCCUUUCAGUAGCCGUGACGUACAAGAAUAAAAAUAAACUGGAUCAAAGUGAUUUUGGAAGUAACAAUAAAUCCUGGGCAUUAGAGUGUUACGGUGACUGCUACAAAUUCAGACACAAUAAAAUCACAACUCCCCUCUCAGGCCCUCUGUCCUCCAAAGUAGGAGUGUACGUGGAUCCCAGAGCAGGUGUUCUUUCUUUCUACAGCGUCUCUGACACCAUGGCCCUCCUCCACAGAGUCCAGACCACAUUCACUAAGCCGCUCUAUGCUGGACUGUGGAUUUGGAAGAGUUUUUGGGCUGACAACACUGCUACAUUUAAUGAGAUAAAGUAGACCGUCUUCAUUGGUUUGUGAACCCAUCUUGUUCUUUCCUUUACUCACUGAUCAAAUGCCAUCAUCUUAAGCCAAGUGUCACGGGGAAACAUGAAAUAUUGAUUAAAAUCUGAUAGAUUUCUUUGUGCACAGGAACUAGAAAUCAGUAGCAUCAGUCAUAAUGAAUGCCAGUGUUUGCACAUGUAUUAUUAAUCAAAAUGUGAGAUUAGUUUUGUACGGUUUAUACUGUGAGGUUUUCCGUCGCACUGUAUGAAUCAUUCAUGAACUUUCUCAAUCAUUUCUUUUCUCAAUCAUUUUUUACUUCUUCCUUUCACUUUUUAAGCAUUUUAAGAAAACUGUAAUGAUGCGUUCAGUACACCCAUAAUAAUAUAAAAUCAGUUGUACAUUCUUAGAAAAAAAUCAUGUUUAACAAUAAUUAUUGAAUGUUAAAAAGGAAUUUGUGGCAGUGCUUAUACCACCUAUGACAACUGAGGAAGUUCAGGGUCUCUCCAGUGAUCCUCAGGACUUUCUAUACAGGCACUGUAGAGAGCAUCCUCACACAGAACGUCGCAUCCUGGUUUGGGAACAGCUGUGUCUAGGACAAAAAAGCUCUUCAGAGAGUGAUCUGUACAGCAGAACGCUGCUGCAGGGCUGCUCUCCCCUCCCUACCGGACAUUUACACCAAAAGAUGCAGGACCAGAGCAGCUCAGAUACUAAAGGACCCUUUCCACCCCAGCAAUAAACCGGUCCAGUUUCUACACCAUCUGCAGAAGGUUCCCCACCAUCUGGGCAAGAACAGAGAGGCUGAAGAGGAGCUUCUACCCUCAGUCAGGCCAUCCAUGUAUUAAAUCAGGACAUGCCACAUUUUAUUGAUUCGUUAUUGUGUUUGUAACACUUGUGAUGACCACAGAUAUGACAUGUGUCAUGAUCCUGGGUCUUAUGACCCAGCGGUUUCAGUUUCUUGUGUUUUGUCCUUUUGUAUUAUGGUUUGAGUCCACCUUGUUACUUUAAAGUUUAGUCUGAAUCACUAGGUUUUUAUGUUUAUUUUUUGGUUGUUAGAUUUCCUGUGUCUUUGCUCCUGUGUCUCCCUCUGUGUAUCUGUAGUCAUAUAGAUCUGAGUUCCUGUGCCUUGUUUCCCCUCGUGUUUUAUUCCACGUUUCCCCAGCCCGUUAAUAACGGGCCGUUAUGUCUGCGCUCUGGCGACAAAGAACUGUGCGUGUGUGAAGUGCAUUUCACAGUAUCAGUCUAAUAAACUUAAACCUACACCAUCCUCCCUAUUCUGGUAUUCUAAACAGUACCCGAAAGUAGACUGCUUGGUUGAGUUAACCUCCUGAACCAUCUACAACACAUGGU